AAAUAAAAUAGAAUAAAAUUACGUCUCCUCAUCGAUCUCCUCGACACUGAAACAGAAAAAAUAUCCAUACUUUCAACAAUUUGCAGCACAAAGAGAAAUCAUGAUCACAACGCAGACAAGAAGUGGAAAUGGCGGUGGAGGAUUACAAAGCCCUAGAUCUCCUCAACAACAAUAUUUAACUGUAUCAGUUACUGAUCCUGCUAAAAUGGGAAAUGGUGUUCAAGCUUAUAUCUCUUAUAAGGUCAUCACUAAGACAAACUUCCCCGAAUAUCAGGGACCAGAAAAGAUUGUGAUUCGACGAUAUACAGAUUUUGUUUGGCUACGCGAUCGUCUGUUUGAAAAGUACAAGGGUAUCUUCAUUCCUCCACUUCCGGAGAAGAGCACUGUAGAGAAGUUCAGAUUCAGUACCGAGUUCAUUGAGAUGAGGCGUCAAGCACUGGAUACAUUUGUCAAUAGGAUUGCAUUACAUCAUGAACUUCAGCAAAGUGAAGACCUACGAACGUUUUUGCAGGCUGAUGAGCAGACAAUGGAAAGAGCAAGGUCACAGGAUACUGGAAUCUUCAAGAAGAAGCCGUCUGAUUUGAUGCAGAUAUUCAGGGAUGUUCAAUCUAAAGUGAGUGAUGUAGUUCUAGGGAAAGAAAAACCCGUGGAAGAAACAAAUCAGGAGUAUGAGAGACUGAAACGCUAUAUAUUUGAGCUUGAAGAUCACUUGGCUGAAGCUCAGAAGCAUGCAUACCGACUAGUCAAGCGACACAGAGAGUUGGGGCAAUCUCUAGCAGAUUUUGGCAAGGCAAUCAAGCUUCUGGGUGCUUGUGAAGGUGAUGCACUUGGUACUGCAUUCUCCGAGCUUGGAGCAAAGUCAGAGAUGCUAUCAAUUAAGCUGCAAAGAGAAGCACACCAUCUUUUAAUGAAUUUUGAAGAACCUUUGAAAGAUUAUGUGCGUGCUGUGCAAUCUAUCAAGGGCACAAUAGCAGAGAGGGCUAAUGCUUUCAGGCAGCAGUGUGAAUUGAUGGAGACGAUAAAGCUAAAAGAAAUCGAUGUAAACAAAUUGAGGCUAACUCGAUCGGAGAAAAUGUUAGAUGUGGAGCAUGAACUAGAGGAGCUGAAAGCUGCUGCUGAGGAAGCAAAGGGAAGAUUCGAGACAAUAGUACGGUUGAUGAAUGAAGAAAUCGUGCGUUUCCAAGAUCAGAAAACACAAGACAUGGGACAGGCUUUCCAUGAAUUUGCAAAGGGCCAAGCACGCCUAGCCAAUGGUAUUGCUGAUGCUUGGAGAAGUCUCAUUCCAAAACUAGACUCUCUCUCUGCCUCGUAACGUUGCUUUAAGCUCCAAGGCAUUUGACUUUGAGAAUGGUAUCUGGUCAUCUGUCGCUCUCUUACGAGUUCAGUUUGUUCCUACCCUGUCUGUAUCUUAAGGUCCAACAUGUAUGAGUAUGAAAUCUUCCGGUGUACUUCUAUCUAACAAACAAACGGAACAUUUGUUUUUUUUUUUCAUAGAUUUUUUUUUUUUUAUCUUUUUUCAUUUGCGAUGAAAACUUUUUCUUUCACCCUGUUAGGUUUUUAGGGAGUGCUUGGAUAUACGUUUUGAUAGUAUUUUGUAAUUUUGAAUAUUCAGAAGAAUUAUAUAAUCAGUUGUAAUAAGAAGAGUUCAUAGAAGAA
Erigeron canadensis is the source of this 1656-nucleotide messenger RNA. RefSeq names its product sorting nexin 1. Gene Ontology annotation, molecular function: phosphatidylinositol binding. The record is from RefSeq and is a predicted model, not a curated record. The coding region runs from base 101 to 1312 and encodes 403 amino acids. The transcript is spliced from 11 exons. Gene Ontology annotation, cellular component: endosome. Lineage: Eukaryota; Viridiplantae; Streptophyta; Magnoliopsida; Asterales; Asteraceae.